AUGGCACCAUCACAAGAUACAUCCUUCUCUGCCCAUGUGGCAAAUCAGUUCACCUCCUACGAGAAAGACCGCCAAUCGACUUCCAAAGAUGUCCUAUAUGCUGCCAGCAAUGGCAUGCCCACUGCACACCCAUACGAGACACAGAGAGCUGGCGAGAAUGGUCCUCUCUUACUUCAAGACUUUCAUCUGAUUGAUUUAUUGUCACACUUCGACCGAGAACGUAUUCCAGAGCGUGUCGUCCACGCUAAGGGCAGCGGUGCUCAUGGCUUCUUUGAAUGCACAAACCCUGCGGACGAUCUCACAAUCGCUGAUAUCUUCAGCGCAAAGGGUAAGAAGUGUCCCGUCACCGUUCGCUUUUCUACAGUGGGUGGCGAGUCUGGCUCUCACGAUUGUGCUCGCGAUCCUAGAGGAUUCUCCGUGAAGUUUAGAACUGAGGAAGGUAAUUGGGACCUGGUUGCCAAUAACACACCCGUAUUCUUUCUCCGAGACCCUGCCAAGUUUCCUCACUUCAUCCAUACUCAAAAGCGAGACCCUCAGACGCAUCUCACCCACGCCGACGAUUCUACGAUGUUUUGGGAUUAUUUGUCUCAAAACCCUGAGUCCAUUCAUCAAGUUAUGAUUCUCAUGGGCGAUCGAGGCAUCCCUGAUGGGUACCGCUUCAUGCAUGGUUACUCUGGCCAUUCUCUCAAGUUCAUCAACAAGUCUGGAGACUGGGUUUAUACUCAAGUUCACUUCAAGUCUCAACAGGGUACCAAGUUCUUGACCCAAGAGGAAUCGGGCACAAAAUCUCCAGAUUACUCGCAGAAGGAUUUGUUUGAGGCGAUCCAACAAGGCGAUUAUCCUAAGUGGUCUGUCGAGGUGCAAACCAUGACACCCAAGGAAGCCGAAGACUUGUGGGAGAAGCAAGGCAUCAAUGUCUUUGACUUGACUCACGUUUGGCCACAGAAGCAGUUUCCUCUCCGCAAGAUUGGAGAAUUUACUUUGAAUGAGAAUGCUGUCAAUUACUUUGCCGAGGUGGAGCAAGUAGCAUUCAAUCCUGCUCACAUGCUCCCUGGAAUUGAGCCAUCUGCCGAUCCUGUUCUUCAAUCCCGUCUCUUCUCCUAUCCAGACACACAUCGCCACCGCAUCGGCGUCAACUAUCAACAACUGCCUGUCAAUGCUCCUCGGACUGGCUAUCAACUCGGCAACUUUCAGCGUGAUGGUUCCAUGGCAUUCUACAACCAAGGUGCCCGACCAAACUAUCUCUCAUCCAUCGACCCUAUUCAAUUCCGUCCUCGCCCUGUCGACCUUGACAAGACUCACGGCCAUUUUCAAGGAAACGCCGUGACAUUCUUGUCCAUGAUCAGGCCUGAGGACUUCGUUGCACCUCGCGCACUAUGGGAGAAAGUUUUCGAUGAUGGAGCCAAGGAACGUUUCAUCAACAACGUCGCCGGCAAGAUGGAGAUGUGCAAGGGCCAAGAGAUCCUCAAGCGACAGAUCGCCAUCUUCCGCGAGGUUUCUCCCGAUAUUGCCCAGAGGUUGGAAAAGGCUACUGGUAUUAAAGGAUAUGCCGGAAUCAAAGACAUGAAGUUCAAUGGUACUCACAAUGGUUUCAGCAGUGAUGCCUCCAUCAAAUACGCAAAUGGUAUUUCUGCGACUGGCAACUCUUCCGGAAAUAAGAAUGGCGCUCCAAUAAAAGGAAGUCACAGUGGCAUCGCAGUCGCUUAG
Exophiala aquamarina CBS 119918 is the source of this 1707-nucleotide messenger RNA. Its product is annotated as catalase. The transcript has a single exon. Lineage: Eukaryota; Fungi; Ascomycota; Eurotiomycetes; Chaetothyriales; Herpotrichiellaceae. Gene Ontology annotation, biological process: hydrogen peroxide catabolic process; response to hydrogen peroxide. The record is from RefSeq and is a predicted model, not a curated record. Gene Ontology annotation, cellular component: mitochondrion; peroxisome; cytoplasm. Gene Ontology annotation, molecular function: heme binding; catalase activity. Bases 1 to 1707 code for a protein of 568 amino acids.